AUGUCAUCGUCGUCGUCGCAGUGGCCGCCGCAGCAUGGCGGAGCGCUGCUCGGGUACCGCGGCAAGUGCAAGUACAAGAGCGGCCGCUGCGCGAACGAGCGGACGCUCAAGGAGAAUGGCGAGCCGCACACACUCUGCGAGCCGCACCGGCUGCAACACAACAAGAACCAGCGCAAGUCGGACAUUAAGCGCCGCCGCCUCAAGAAGCUACAAGCACCGAGCAAUGCAAGCGUCCAGCGGCUGCUGCACGCUGAGAGCGUGGAGCGACCGACGCAAGCGACGUCGGUGGUACACCCGAUCACGUUUACCCCACCGGACGCACACCUCGACGCUCAUCACAGCACGAGGCGCAACGAUGCACAUAGCGCACAACACGGCGAAGCUUACAGCGACUACAGCGACUCCAAGAUGCAUUCGCCGGGCGCGCAGCCAGCUUUCAACUACAGCUGGACCCGGCCACCACCACCGGGCAAGAUGGAAAUGCGGCGCACGAUAGAGUCUCCGAUGCUGCCUCCACUCCACGCAUCCAUGCCCUACCACAACGCCACCAGCAUUAGCGCGCAUCCCUCGGCGGACCAGUGGCUGCCACCGAUACCGCAGACGUCGCACGUGGCGAUCAAGCAGGAGCCGCCCGACGAGGCCAAGCCGCCGCCAAGUGCAGGUCUUCCGGACGAGUGGUCACACGAAGACCUUGUCAUCUUGACCGAGAUGGUCGGCCUCCAGCAGUCGUCGUCGUCGGCGUCGUCGCGCCAGUCCUCGUGA
Molecule: messenger RNA, 762 nt
Organism: Saprolegnia parasitica CBS 223.65
Lineage: Eukaryota; Oomycota; Saprolegniomycetes; Saprolegniales; Saprolegniaceae
Exons: 1
Coding region: 1-762 (253 amino acids)
Source: RefSeq, a predicted model, not a curated record